UAUCUAAACCCCAAAGAAGAAUAAUCUGUCAGAAAAGAUAGCUCUAGGACGAAGCUAGCUGUUUAGCUAAUGUAAAUAUCUCUAUCAAGAACAGGCUGGAGACAGCGGCGAUCACGUUACCAGAUAAUCCUUUCAGACGAAUAAGUGUCUGCCACUGAAGUAUGAUGAGCCAGCGGCGUGGUAUCCAUGUGGACCAAUCUGAGCUGCUCUGCAAGAAGGGUUGUGGUUUUUAUGGCAACAGAGCCUGGCAAGGCCUCUGCUCAAAAUGUUGGCGAGAGGUUAAUCAACGAGAAAAGCAAAGGCAAAUUCAAGAGGACUGGGCUCUUGCUGAGAGGUUGCAGAGAGAGGAAGAGGAAGCAUAUGCAAGCAGACAUCAGAAGGCACAAUCACAACCUGCAAUCACUCCCUUCAACAAGUUUGAAGAAAGAAAGACGAAGGAGAAGUCCAGCAAAGUCAACACAGUCACAAAGUUUUUCACUCCAUCGAUAAAAACACCACCCAAAAAAGAUGCCGGUCCCUUUGACGCACAGUCAACUCCAAGCCCCAGCUCUUCAGCCAGUCGACAGUCCACUCUGGACAGUGACCGCGCAGCGCGAGAGUUCAUUGAUUUCCUGAAGCCUGUGAAGUCUGGCAGGGAAAUCUUUAAACAGUGCAGGGCUUUCACUGAGAGCAUGGUGUACAAGCGGGACAUGGGAGCUGAUGAGCUAUCAGAGUCUGUGCAAGACUUCUACCAGAACCUCUCAGAACGUCUUCAGAACCAGUUCAAAGGUUCGUCGGAGCUUGUGGAGAAGGUUAUGGAUGAAGUAGAGAAGUACAUGAUGACCCGACUUUACACAGAGGUUUUCUGUCCUGAGACCACAGAUGACGAGAAGAAAGACUUGACUAUUCAGAAGAGAAUCAGAGACCUGCACUGGGUCACCAUAGCAAUGCUGUGUGUGCCGGUGGAUGAAGAGAUCCCUGAGGUCUCAGACAGUGUUGUCAAAGCUAUUACAGAUAUAAUUGAAAUGGACUCAAAGCAAGUACCCAAGGACAAGCUGGCGUGCAUUACUCGGUGCAGCAAGCACAUCUUCAACGCCAUCAAAGUGAGCAAGAAGGAGGCCGCAUCAGCCGACGACUUCCUCCCAACACUCAUUUACAUCGUGCUGAAAGCGAACCCUCCACGACUGCAGUCCAACAUCCAGUACAUCACCCGUUUCUGCAACCCCAGCAGACUCAUGACCGGAGAGGACGGAUACUACUUCACUAAUCUGUGCUGUGCAGUGGCCUUCAUAGAGAAACUGGAUGGCCAGUCUCUGAACAUGAGCUCUGAGGAGUUUGAACUUUACAUGUCGGGCCAGACGUCCCCACACUGGCCACAACCCACUGCGGCCUCCUCAUCCUCAGGCACCGCAGCUCUCACCCACGUCCACAACAGUUUGGACCUGCUAACCGGGCUCGGCGAGAGACAGGAGCGGGUCAUAGAGAAGGCUCGGCAGCUAGAGAGCGACCUGAUAGACUGGACAGAUGAAGUGGAGCAGAAAGUGCAGAGCGCGCUGGAGAGCUUUCCAAUUGAGACACAAAACACCACAGCGAACGCCGCUAGCGCGACAGCAUCUUCAUCGCUGUCCGCAAUCGACUCUGAAAAUAUUGAGAACGAGCAGCUGCCCCCGCCGCUGCAGCCUCAGAUGUUUGCUGGCUGAUAGGAGAACAUCUGUUCUGCAGGAACUCACCUGGAGGUUCCCCUGUUCUCUUUACAGUCCAUAUGCUCAUACAGCAUCUGUUGGAUCUGGAUCCACUUUUCAUCCAAACCAUGUUUGUUCCGUCCGUCUGUUACCUUAGAAGCUAUAAAAACAUGCUGAGCAGUAAUGUAACCGUUAGGAUUUUAGUAAGUGUGCUUAUUUACCUUCCUGCUGAGAUUUAAAUGAGAAAAUAGAUUCACUGUAAGCUGCAGUCACAUGUUCAUCUUAUCGACUGGUCAAAGGAGGUAAAAAUCCAAUGCAACAGACGUACAUUACCUCAGACCUUGGUAAGAGGUGGAUUUGGACGCCUUAGUUUUAAGCAAAGCUGCUCACAGAUGCAAUAGUAAAGGUGCAAUGAUCUUCUCAUUUACUUCAACAUAAAAAAUAAUUGGUCAAAUUCAACCAUAGCUCCACAUGUGAUGGAACAAUGGAGAAUGUCAGGGCAGAAUCCCCUGAUCAUCUAUCGUGGCUCCUUUCUUUGCAUAGGAGGAAAACACUCCGCUAUAAGCUCUUCCAAAACAUAGCUCCACGUCAUCCACUACCUGCAGCACCUCAGUACUUUUUAUGGUUGUUACAUUUGUGCAGUAUCGAUAAAUGGUGUUUUUGAUUCCUAAACCUUCAGGCAGGCUGUAAUCUGGUCAGUAAACAUCUGAUCAAGCAACAGAACAGUAAAUUAUUGUUUAUAGAAACCAAAAAGAAAGAAAAAAUCUGAAUGACUGAACUCGCUUGUCACCGACAUCACCCUACAAGUCGUGCUUGUGGUUUACGUUGAAUUUAGCUCGUAUUUCCCAGAAAUAAACCAGAAGGGAAAGGCCGUGUGCCUGCAGUGAUUGUGCGUGUGGAUAAACAUGCAUGUGUGCUGCAUGCAACUUCCCUUCAGCAAGUUUUCCAGUAGUACGUCCAAAUGCUGUCUAGUCUGGUUUUCAUGACCUGUCAUCAGAUUUUAUUUUUCUAUAAAGUGUCACAAUAUCAAUUCUUCCUUAUGACUUUACACUUGUAAUAUUUACAAUAGUAAAAGAGCAUGGAUAUGAUUUAAUAUGAAUUCUGAGUUAUCUGGUUUUCAACAGGCAGAUGUCUCUGCUAAAAGAACAGUCUUAGAUUAAGUAUCAUUAUUUGCUCCAUGAAAGCUUUUCAUUUUAGACCAAAACAAUGUUACUGUUUUCUUGCAAAAACAGGACGCAACAGUCACUUUUUAGCUUAAGUCGCUUCUUUUUAGUUGCUGCGCUGCACUUUUCUUUUGAUUUUAAAGCUCCUUAUUCAGAGUCAAAUUCCAGCUUUUAUCAGGUGAGACGUUGUCAGACGGAUGGUAAAGAACAUUGCUUAUUGCCAUGUAUCUGUAUUUUUCGCAGACUUGCAGUGGAAAAAUAAAAUGUUGGCUGGUAGUUUGAAAAACAAAUGCAAGAGGCACAUAUUUCACAUUUGCUGAUGUGCUUGAAUUUUAACUUUUCUUUUAUCUUACACAAUUUUAAUGUAUUAUGACGAUAUUUGCAACUGAAGAGCCUUGUGCACCUGCUGUUUGAAAACAGGCUCUUAUAAUGCGUAGCUAUGGCUUGAACAUCUUUUAAGUUUGCACUGAAACCUGAAGUUAUUGAACAAGUGUUUUAAACCAUUUGUUUGAUUAUAGGUUUGUUAUAGUUUCAGGUCAGAGAGAUUAACUCAGAACUGCCUUUAAUUUAAAACGUAAUUUAUUGGGACAGUUUUGUUCUAUGGGAGUGCGAUGAUGAUGAAUAAAAUCAAAACUCAGUACUUGUA
Molecule: messenger RNA, 3470 nt
Organism: Girardinichthys multiradiatus
Lineage: Eukaryota; Metazoa; Chordata; Actinopteri; Cyprinodontiformes; Goodeidae
Gene: rabgef1l
Product: RAB guanine nucleotide exchange factor (GEF) 1, like
Exons: 9
Coding region: 162-1679 (505 amino acids)
Biological process (GO): vesicle-mediated transport
Cellular component (GO): cytosol; endocytic vesicle
Molecular function (GO): DNA binding; zinc ion binding; guanyl-nucleotide exchange factor activity
Source: RefSeq, a predicted model, not a curated record